Molecule: messenger RNA, 2189 nt
Organism: Erinaceus europaeus (western European hedgehog)
Lineage: Eukaryota; Metazoa; Chordata; Mammalia; Eulipotyphla; Erinaceidae
Gene: ANKRD16
Product: ankyrin repeat domain 16
Exons: 7
Coding region: 161-1261 (366 amino acids)
Molecular function (GO): protein binding
Source: RefSeq, a predicted model, not a curated record
UCAAUUCGGAGGCCCCGCCCCGCCAACAGGCCCCGUCGCGCCUUGAGGCCCCGCCCCCGAGCCCGAAGAGGCGUGGUCUUCGCAGGCGCGGAUGUGGCCCCGCCCUUAAUUCCGGGGGCUGCGUGGUCUGCGCAGGCGCGGGGGUGGACCACCCGGAGACAUGGCGGCGCCCACGGAUCCACAGCUCCUGUGGCGGCUGGUACGAGAGGGACAGCUGGAGGCGGUGCGGGAGGCGCUGCGCGGGGCGGCGAGCGUGGGGCCCGGGCCGGCGGGGGCCUCGCUACUGCACUGCGCCGCCCGGUACGGCCGCGCCGCCAUCCUGGCCCACCUGGUCGAGGCCUGCCACCUGGACCUGGAGGCCGCCGACCGUGACGCCCGGCGCCCGCUGCACGAGGCGGCCGCCGCGGGCCAGCGCGACUGCCUGCGCUACCUGCUGCGGCGCGGCGCCAAGGUGGACUCCCUCAAGAGGGCCGACUGGACUCCUUUGAUGAUGGCUUGCACCAAGAGGAAUCUUGGAGUGAUCCAGGACCUCGUGGAAUAUGGUGCCAACCCUCUUCUGAAGAACAAGGAUGGCUGGAACUGUUUCCACAUUGCCAGCCGAGAAGGCGACCCCCUGAUCCUCCAGUAUUUGCUCACGGUGUGCCCGACUGUCUGGAAGACUGAGAGCAAAAUCAGGAGAACACCACUGCACACCGCAGCAAUGCAUGGCUGCUUGGAGGCAGUACAGGUGCUGCUGCAGAGGUGCCAGUACGAACCAGACUACAAAGACAACUGUGGCCUCACCCCCUUCAUGGACGCCAUUCAGUGUGGGCACCUCAACGUGGCCAAGCUGCUUCUCGAGAAACACAAGGCCUGUGUUUCUUCCGAGGACGCUCUGGGGGCCCAGGCUCUCCAUAAAGCAGCGGUCACUGGGCAGAGUGAAGCCAUCUGGUUCCUGGUCUCCGACCUGGGCGUUGACGUAAAUGUGAGAGCCACGUCUACCCACCUCACCGCACUUCACUGCGCAGCCAAGGAAGGACACGUGGACACGGUGCAGACACUGUUAUCCUUGGGUGCUGCCAUCAACUCAAAGGACGCCAGAGACAGAUCAGCCCUGCAUCUGGCCUGCUCAGGGCAGCAUGCGGCCUGCGUGGACUUCCUCCUUCAGGCUGGCCUCCAGGAUAGUCCAGACAGCUCAGGCUCCUGGGCUCGGCAGCUCACAGAGAGAGCAGACAUCCUCCGGUGCUUCAGCCACAGUGAAACAGCGCCGGGGGGUGUCUAACGGAAGGCGGUGGAUGCCUGACGGCUCGCUUCCUGUUCGGCUUCCAGGAGAAGCAGUCGGGGGCCAUGAUGUUCUUCUGGCAACAGCCCUCUCCAUCCCAGCUGGAGAGCCCCGGGCGACGGGGAGGCUGGGCCCCAGCUGGGCCCCAGCUGCGUGUGAGCGCAGUGAGAUAUGUGGAGCCACAACACAUCCCCCACUGUCCACAUUUCACUUCUUCUGCCCUUGAAGUGUGAGGAGCCAGUACCCAGCACCCCAGGAGAAGCUAUGUUGUGUGUGGUGUCUGUGUACUUCCGUUACCUGCAAUGUUCAUACCUUUCCUGUAAGAACAAGAACUUUGAAACUCUGAGGUUGCUGUGUGCUUGGACCAUAAAACAACGUCUUCCUUGACAUUACAGCAGCUUGACUUCUGCCAAGAGGAGGGAGAUGUCGAUGAUCUGUUUACACAGGCAUUUGCAGAAGCCACUUGCUCCGAGCACUGGGCACUGAGCACCGCGCUGCUGGUUAAGCCGUGCUGCUCCAACCCGGAGGUCUUCCUUUGGAGGAGACAAGUUCUCUGCAGACCCCUCGGGUGAUAAAUGUGCCCUAAAAAUACAUUGAGAUUUUUUUCAAGCUUUCCUGUCACCUUAGGUGAACUGAUGGGAUUCACGGGGACUUGGUGGUGGCACACCUGGUUAAGUGCUCACAUUACAGUGCACGAGGACUCGGGUUCGAGCUCCUGCCCCACUGGCAAGAGUGGUUCAUGAGUGGUGAAGCAAGGCUGCGGGUGUCUGUCUUUCCUCUCUAUCUCUCCUCUCAAUUUCUAUCUCUAUCCAAUAGUUAAUAAUAAUAAUAAUAAUGAUUUAAAAAUAGGCUCCUUUUUCUUAAACCCACAGGUUUACUGUACCAUCCCAUCUGGGCACUAAAGCCGUUAAAUAAAUGUUAAAAGGAA